CCACAGGGCGUGGGCCCUUUAACUCUUAGAACAAUGCAGCUGAUUGGUCAGCAGAAUCAGGUGGCGGCUCGCCAUCCAAUCACAGAGCUCAACAUUGAUACGUGUCCGCGCUGGGUUCUUUUCAGCAGGAAGAAUCGCCUCCGUUUAUUUACCGUCACAGUGAGCAGCACCUGACACACAGCGUGUCUUUAUUUAAUUCACGUAUAAAUGAUAUAAAUAUUAACCUGUGAAUGACGUCAGUCAGCUGCCGCCUCGGAGCCGUGACGUGUUUCCUGCUGUUCAUGUCUGUUCACCGUGAGACUGACGGAGGAGAAGCUAACGCGACUGCUAGCCGCUAACGUUAGCCGUUAGCCGCUCGGAGCCGGUGACCGUCAGAGUUGGUCGUUGCAUGGGUGAGUGACAGUCAGCCAUGAGUGCGGAGCCGGACGCCCUGGCCGUGGUCAACCAGCUGAGAGACCUGGCCGCCGACCCCAUGAACCGCCGGGCCAUCGUCCAGGACCAGGGCUGCCUGCCGGGACUCAUCCUGUUCCUGGACAACCCCAACCCUCAGGUGGUCUACUCCGCCCUGCUGGCGAUCCGGUACCUGGCAGAAUGCCGAGCCAACAGGGAGAAGCUGAAGGGGGAGCUGGGGAUGAUGCUGAGCCUCCAGAACGUCGUACAGAAAGCGACGACUCCUGGAGAGACGAAGCUGCUGGCGUCUGAGAUCUACGAGCUCCUGCAGGCGUCCAGCAGCGCCGACUCUGAGCCGGCCGAGGAGGCCGUCAGCAGCCGCCGCAAAGCCCAGUUCUUCCUGGGCUCCAGCAACAAGAGGGCCAAGACCGUCAUCCUCCACAUCGACGGACUGGACGACUCGAGUCGGAGGAGUCUGUGUGAGGAGGCUCUGCUGAAGAUCAGAGGAGUCAUCAGCUUCACCUUCCAAAUGACCGUGAAGAGAUGCAUCGUCCGAAUCCGAUCAGACCUGAAGGCCGAGGCUCUGGCGUCUGCGAUCGCCUCCACUCAGGUGAUGAAGGCUCAGCAGGUGGUGAAAGGAGAGAACGGAGACGAGGUUUUGAUCCCGCUGGCGGAGGACGGUUCGGUGGAGGUGGAGCAGAAUGUGGACCUGCCGGACUACCUGCCGGAGGACGAGAGCCCGUCUCAGGAACCCGACAAGGCGGUGAGCCGGGUGGGAUCCAGCCAGGAAGGGAACAGCUGGCUGGGCGCCGCCACCAACUUCCUGUCCCGGUCCUUCUACUGGUGACCCUGUGGGGCCACCGCCCACUCAGUCAAUCAUCCCGCCUCCUCUCAGAACCAAAAUCUACCUGUUGCCAAAUCUCACCGCUGUCUGUCUCAGUCAGAGAGACGAAGACCGAGACAGAUCCUCUAACAAUGAGUGUAAAAAAAAGAGCGUGCAGCACUUAACCACUGCGGUGAAAACAGGCUGCUGUUCCAGGCGGGAGGAGCCCAUCCAAUAAAAACACAGGACUGGGGUUUCAGUUUGAGGUGAGACGACGUCCUCUCUGCAAACGGGUCCAUCUGUUUCAAACCAAAUUGUCUUAAUGGACAGGAAGUGUCCUGCAGCGACAUGAACAAACACCAAUGAGUUAGAAUAAAGAGGACCAAACGGGAUGUCCCUCUCUUCCCUUUUAUUAUUUAUUUAUUUGACCAACAGACUGAGCGACUCUUCUGCAGUUUGACGUGAUUUUAAGGACAAGCAGUUGGAGUUCAGUCAGCGGUGCCUUCAGUCCCUCUGAUCCUCCGUCACCUCAGGCUGCAGCUAACUGUUGUUCAUUAUCAUUCAGUCACGGGUUCAUCGACUGUCUGAAAACAAUGGUGACAAACGCUCAGAGCAACAUGUUCAAUUGAUCCGCCUCAGUACACUCUUAUCAUGCCCCAUCAAUGCUCAAAACAAAAAUAAUAAAAUCCUCCUCACCCUUAAUACUGAACUUUUUCAAAGCAGCUUCUUUAUCACUGUAACUGUGAUUAAACCUCAGGAGUCGUAUUCACAAACAUUCAGAGAAAACUCACAGAGCUCUGAAGCCUAGAUAUUUUCAGUAAGGAGUCAGAGGUCAGGAUUAUUUAGUAAAGUUCUCAGAGGGACAGAGACUGUGACCUCAGUGAGGAGGUGUGGUCGGCCCUGUCGUUAAGGGUGACACAUUCCUUUAACAGAUGUGAUUGGUUGUCAGUGACACGCCCCUCUGUGAGUCUGUAAGGUGUGAGGACACCCAGUGGACAUGAGAUGAACUGCAGACUGUGAAAGUGUUGCCAACAGCUGUGUCUCAGUUCAGGGGCUGUGGCCCUGAAGGACGUGGCCUUCGCAGCCGAUGUCGACUCUUUCUUCACUCUUUCACGCUUUCUGUCAAGCAACUCUUCAUACUAGGAGGCUUUGUGAAUACGGCCCCAGAUGUUUGAGGUGUCCUAAUAAAUGUUUUUAAAUGGCGUCUGCCAACCAUCCCAGAGUAUUUCCUGGAUAUCCUGUGGACGCAGGCGCCUCAGGUUCAGAUUUUUACAGGUUCAUGUAAAUUCGAAGCUCUGGGAACAGAGCCAGGCAUUUAAACCAAUGUUACAUUGUGGCCAAAAAUGGAAUUACACCAUUCGGGUCCGUCACCUGACGCCCUCCAGACCAUAAACACCCAUUUUUCCUGCAGACUUGCGUUGUGAAGGAGAUGUCUGUAAAUCAGUGGAUAAAUUAUUAUGAGCCUCAGAGAAAUGACUUGUUUCACUAUCAGGAUUUGAUCCAUUCACUCCAAUAACAUUUGAGAAGUCUAAAAGAGCCGCACCAUCAAAUCAUUUUAUAGCCAUUCUAGUUAGCUGUUCAGCUGCUGUUCAGUCUCCAGUGCGCUGGCUCUGUGGGCUGCACACUGUGGACGAUACAGGUCAUUUCAUACCGAGGAAAUCAUGCUUUCUGGCUUCGUGCACCGCUGAGCAACUUUAAUGGGAAUGAACAGGCCCUGCCUCCAACGCUGUGUCCAGGUGUCUUUAAACAUCCACGCUGGAUGAACAUCGUUCUGAGUGUUUGUCAUCAUUUCUGACAGAGUGAAAUCUAAAGCAGACCAACGGCGAGCUGCAGCCUUCCUCGGUGGAGUUAAAGGACAAUGAACAGAUCUGAGGUCAGAGGGACGGACUCGUUACUGAAAGGUCACAGGUUUGAUUCCUUGUUACUGCUGAGAGAACAGUGCUUUACUUUUAUUUCCAGUGUUUACACCAGUGUCCCCGAAUGAACGCCUUCACACUGAACUUUAUUUAAAAUGUCCUUGUGGAUCAAACUCCUGCUUCACGUUUAAACAUGGUGGUGUUUUAUGGAGCAAUGUUACUGAACUGUAUUCUUAUUUAUUGUUGGUGAUGUGACAGGGAAUCAUUUCUGCACGGUUUAAUCUGAGUGUGUUUUUAACUGAGACUUUGAAAAGAAACAACAACCCCAGAGAUCAUCUGUACCACAGGCUGUACGUAAAGAUGGACGACGCGUCUCCACUUCCUCCCACUGUACAAAAAUGAAGCCAGAAUGUCCUGAUACUGCCGCUGCCAUCUUGUUCUGGUGACGUCAUUUGGAGCCAGAGUCUGCGCCGUACAGAUCUCUGCGAUAUGCCGUACAGAUCUCUGCGAUAUUAAGUUUUCGCCCAUGCACCCGGCGUGCACACUGCUUGGCUCACACAGCCAUCAAUCAUGAUGUCACAUCCUCCUUUUUAUAACUUUAAAUAACCAAUUAAACCCAAACUGAUUGACCCAAGUUCACAAAAAGAGUCUUUGGGAAAAAUUUCUGUUCUUUGAGUUUUCAGUUUGGCUCCCAUCCGCUAACAUGGAGGGGGCGGGGUUUAUGACCUGUGCUGCAGCCAGCCACCAGGGGGAGAUUCAGAUGUUUUGGCUUCAAUUUUAGGGAACUAUCAUGUUGUCCAUCUUUAUACACAGUCUGUGGUUUGCGCAAGGAGCUUUUUUUGAACCAUAUUUACCGCUAUUGUUAGGUGGCGACUUCUAGUGGCCGUAGUCAUUAUGAUGGGAGAUAAGACAGGAAGUCAGCUGAUGCCGUAUAAAGAGCGACAAAGUGUGUGUAGACAGGAAGUGGAUGAAACACAUGACUUUGACCUAGGAGGUCACUGUGUCCCGUCUGAAACCAAAAGUCAGCGUUUUUUAACCGACGUACGUAAGUUAACCUACGUCAGGUACACACAGGGCUGAGCAGUGUUUACAACAUUAAGAUACCAGAACUCUUAAAGUGAUACUCAACCAAUAAAGAACGUCAUUUGAUACCUUUUUCUACGUCAUUUCGAUAAUUAUGUGAAUGGAAGCUUUAAGUUGCCUAAAUCGUCACCAAAGUUUCUAAUGCUUCGGUGGCGUGUCGGCACACUGACCACCGCGCUCGUCUUCAUCGCACCAGACUGUUUGGGUUUUGUGGGCCAAUGACACGUCACAUUAAAUCAAAGAACGCAGUGAUUGGCUUCGAGCAAAACCAUAAAGGAUCAAAUGCAGGUAUGAUUUGACUUAAGGAGAUUUGAUCCUACCUGGUACUGAGUUAUUUCAGUCGAUAAGAGUUCAGAUACUCAGCCCUACGUACGGAACAUACUUUGAGCUCCAGUGUGUCGGAUUUAAAUCUAAUCUAAUGGUUGUGUUCUCGUUACCUCAGAAUGAGACGAACUCUGUAGAUGAGGACCUGCUCCCUAUGUAGACAUAAACAUCUCAUUCUGAGGGAACGAGAACACAACAUGAGAUCAGGUUUGGAUUGGACACACUGGAGCUUUAAGUUCUGUCAUUAAGGUGUGAGGAAGUGUCGAUCUGUAAUUUCAGAAACGCUCCUGUGGGUGGUGUUAAAGAGGAGGAACAAACCACCUGUGAGGUCGGACAUGUUGGAGGACCUUUAGUUUUCAGACAGAGCAGAAAAUAUUGGAGCAGGUUAGAAUGAUGUCAGGUGUGUUUAAGAAGCAUCUCCGAGCUUUUGACAUUAAAGGCCUUCGCACAUUGAGUCUGUUUUGUCGCAUGUCCAUAAAUAAGUACGACCUCACAUUGUGUCAUGUUCACACUCUGAGCCCAGCAGUUUCACCCGUCAUUAAACAUCGUGGAACAGCUUCAGUUUCCUGCGUUUUUCGCUUCCGUCAGAGUCUUUAGAGACGUCUGACCUCUAAUCAGUGAAGACAAUGUGGCGGCAGGUCACAGUCAUGAUCAUUUCAUAACUCUGACAGCGACUGUCAACAGGUCAGAUAGUGACAUUCAGGAUGAUGAUGAUGACGAGGAGGAGGAUGUGGACCACACAUAGCUCCGCCCCUUCAUGCAGCUGUGGUGACAAAUGAAAGAUGGGGAGGAAGUGAUGUCAGAUAGGUAACUCCAGUAACGAGAGAGAGGAAAUGUGUCUUUUCAUUUUGUCACGUGUUGUGAAUUUUCACACCAGAAGAAUAAAACACAUCUCAAUCUGUGUGUAACAA
Molecule: messenger RNA, 5387 nt
Organism: Epinephelus moara (kelp grouper)
Lineage: Eukaryota; Metazoa; Chordata; Actinopteri; Perciformes; Serranidae
Product: armadillo repeat-containing protein 1-like
Exons: 7
Coding region: 410-1237 (275 amino acids)
Molecular function (GO): protein binding; metal ion binding
Source: RefSeq, a predicted model, not a curated record